AUGGUGGCUGCUGAUAGGAUUAGCCAGUUGCCAGAAGAACUUCUCCUUCUCAUUCUCUCGUUUCUUCCAACUGAAUAUGUUGUUGUCACAAGUCUUGUUUCAAAGAGGUGGAGGCCACUUUGGCUUUCAGUCCCCACCCUCGACUUUGACGAGUUAAGAUACCUUAAUCGACGACCUCGUUAUAGGAAACAACUGGGGUUUGUCAAUUUCAUGUCCACAACCAUUCAGGCACGAGGUUCUCGUCAACCGAUCAAAGAGUUUCGCCUCACCUGUUACUGUGAAGAUCACCUUACGAAGCGAUGGUUAAACGAAGUAAUCCAAUGUGGAGUUGAGAACAUUGAUGUCAAGUGUUACCCUUCGUUCGACUUGCCGAGCAGCAUCUUCAACUGCGCAACACUUGUUGUUCUCAAGCUGCGUUGGCCAUUUUUUGAAAAUAAUGACAUUUCUUCUGUUUACCUUCCAUCCCUUAAAACUCUGCAUUUGAAAAAUGCUGGCUUUUUAAAGCCUCAAAAUUUUAUGGCGCUUCUUUAUGGAUGCCCAAUUCUUGAAAAUCUGGAAGCAAAUACAGUAUUCUUUCUUGACCCUUCAUUUGAAGGGGAAUUUAAAAGUUUUUCCAAGUUGGUAUGA
This is a messenger RNA of Lotus japonicus, 627 nucleotides long. Its product is annotated as F-box/LRR-repeat protein At4g14103-like. Gene Ontology annotation, molecular function: protein binding. The record is from RefSeq and is a predicted model, not a curated record. Lineage: Eukaryota; Viridiplantae; Streptophyta; Magnoliopsida; Fabales; Fabaceae. Bases 1 to 627 code for a protein of 208 amino acids. The transcript has a single exon.